CCAUUAGAAAGGUUUCUUCAAGUGCUGAAGCAAGAGGACCUGACUGAUCACCCCUGUUAUACAAAGCACGUGAAGCAGGAGGACGACUACAGGGAGAAGAUUCCGUGUGCCAAGAUGUCAAAACAGUAGUAAAUCCUAGCCCAGCAGAGAAGGGCCAUGAGGCUUUUCUAUCUACUGCAGCUGGUCUGCUUGGCUGGUUGUAGUGCAUCUACAUCAAGAGAUUGGGCUCAUCAUGGCGCUCCCAUGUUUGCCGACCUCACAGUACGUGAGAUGAAAGCUGUUCGGGCCUACCUGCAUGGUAUUCAAGAGCUGGAGCUCACUGAUGCUCGUAGCAAGACUCUGAUGAAAAACAGCAUCCUCCUGAUCGAACUCCAUGUGCCAAGAAAGCAUGAAGCCCUGAGAGCUCUGGACCGUGGACAGGCCAAACCACCACGUCAAGCGCGUGUGAUUAUCCAGUUCGGGAACCAAACCAACCCCAACAUCACUGAGUACAUUGUCAGUCCUCUGCCGACCCCAAAGACCCACGAAGUCAAGACUUUCAAGGGGGAUAGGCCUGUCCGCUUUGAUUCAAGGCCUAUUUCUGCAGUAGAGUAUGACCAUAUUGAAGAUUUGCUCAAGAAGAUUGCGAUUCAAGCUCACAAGCUCCUGUUUGAGACCACAGGAGGGUUUUCCUACACUAACUGCUCUGACCGCUGCCUGACGUUCUCAGACAUAGCUCCCCGUGGGCUGGAUUCAGGUGAGAGGAGAAGCUGGAUCAUGUUGCAGAAGUUUGUGGAGGGGUAUUUCAUCCACCCAGUUGGGUUUGAGGUUCUGAUCAACCACCAGGAUCUGGAUCCAGAAAAGUGGACUGUUGAGAAGGUCUGGUACAACAGCAUGUACUUUGACAGUGUUGAGGAACUGAUAGAAAAAUAUGAAUCAGGAGGUGUGGAGAAGAUCAAACUGCCCGAUCAUGACGACAAGGACCUCUACUCCACCUACAUCCCCCGGGGCCACAGCAACACUCGCACUAAUGUCCAUGGUCCGAAGCUUGUGGAGCCUCAGGGGCAUCGCUAUGAAGUUGACCACAACUUUGUUGAAUAUGCCGGAUGGUCUUUUGCCUACCGAGUCCGCUCAUCCGCUGGGCUUCAAGUCUUUGACCUUCGUUUUAAUGGAGAAAGGAUUGCCUAUGAGAUCAGCCUCCAAGAAGCAAUUGCCUUUUAUUCUGGUGAUACUCCCGCUGCAAUGCAAACAAAGUACAUAGAUGCUGGUUGGGCAAUGGGCACCUUAUCCUACGAGCUGGCGCCUGGAAUCGACUGUCCAGAAAUUGCCACCUUUGUGGACCUUUACCACUACUAUGACACCGAUAAACCUGUGCGUCACAAAAAUGCACUCUGUAUUUUUGAGAUGACCACUGCUGUGCCUUUGAGAAGGCAUUUUAACUCUGACUUCAAGGGCGGAUACAACUUCUAUGGAGGGCUGGAUAACACGGUGCUGGUGUUGCGGACAACCUCAACGGUUUACAACUAUGAUUACAUCUGGGACUUCCUCUUCUACCAGAAUGGGGUGAUGGAGGUAAAGGUCAGCGCUACCGGAUACAUCCAUGCCACUUUCUUUACACCUAACGGACUUCACUAUGGUACCAAGGUGUACAACUAUGUGCUGGGUAACCUGCACACACACCUCAUCCAUUAUAAAGUGGACCUGGAUAUUGCUGGGCGAGAGAACAGCUUUGAGACGAUUGAUCUGAGAUAUGUCAACUUCACCAAUCCCUGGAGCCCAAAGCAUUUCAUCGUCCAGUCCAAACUCCACAGAACAGAGCACAAGACCGAGCGAUCUGCCGCUUUCCGCUUUGGCAAAAAGUUCCCCCGUUAUGUGCACUUUUACAAUGCCAAUGAGAAAAAUAAAUGGGGACACCAGAAGGGAUACCGGAUUCAGUUUAACUCACAUGCCGACAGCGUCCUUCCAAGAGGCUGGAGAGAGGAAAAUGGCAUUAGUUGGGCAAGGUAUCCUCUGGCUGUGACUCGUCAUAAAGAUAGUGAAGCCACCAGCAGCAGCAUAUACACCCAGUGUGACCCAUGGGAACCUGUUGUGUCCUUUGAGGACUACAUCCGCAACAAUGAAGACAUAGUCAACCAGGACCUGGUAGCCUGGGUGACAGUGGGCUUCCUGCAUGUGCCUCAUUCAGAAGACAUCCCCAACACGGCAACACCCGGCAACGCAGUGGGCUUCUUCCUCCGGCCCUUCAACUUCUUCGAUGAAGACCCUUCGUUGUCUUCCAGAAGCACCAUCAUUGUCCGGCCGGGACAGGACGGCAAGCCCAAGAUCCAGAGAUGGACACCUGAGGUCGUAGGUCACUGUGUGACAGACAAGCCAUUCUUUUACAAUGGCACUCUUGCAAGAGUCUAGAGGUGUUUCUUUGGGUUUCCCAAAAAGUAUUUUGGCUCUAAUACAAUUUUUGCAAGGAUCUCAGAUUAUAUAACAAUCAAUUUAUAAUAGAUAAGGUCAGAUUCAUUCUUAACAAUGUCUUACAAUGUAACAGCCUUAUGAGAUUUUGUGCAAUGUUUAAAUUUAUGAAAGAAACUAAAUCCAUGUAUUAAGAAAAGAAUAAAGAAUUAGAGCAUUUAAAAAAAAGUUGAUUUUGUGUUUUUGUCAUAUGAGCCUGUUGUGGCUGGUUAUAUAUAACAACAUUUUUUAAUUUUUUAGCUGCAGACUACACAUUGCAAGUUGCAUAAAUCGCACGUGUUGGUUAUGCAUUUCUCCCCUGUAUCUCUCCAAUCUUUCCUGCUGUGUCGAAUGAAGAAAAAACAUGGAUUUUUAACCCAAAUCAUUUAUAUGUAAAGUUAAUGUUAAUGUUAAAGUUACUGUACCACCAUACCAAAUCAAACUAUACAUGUAACCUGGCAGGGGGAAGGGGAGCAUGCGGUCCUUGAGAGCUCCUCUAAUCCCAUGUUGGGUCUCCAUGGCUGAGGUUUAGCAGCAGCAAGCAUCCAGGAUGCAGGAUGCUCUGUAUCCGCCCUGCUUGUAGUAAACUGCUGUCCCUCACUAUGCUCGUCUUGUCCCCAUGGUGGGAUUUUUUUCUCCUGGAAGGACAACAGGCCUUACAGAGCAAACAGCCUGAUUCCGGAUCCUUCCCCGCAAACAGUCCAGGAUACCACCUGGCUGCCCCAUCGCCCCUGGAAACCUAACUUUACAUACAAUGUGACACAAUAUACAGAGAAUCAAUAACAGCUCAUGUUACUGUUCCUUUAUGUACGCAUUCCUAACAUAGCAAUGUCACUUAACAGUUCUCAAGCAAAAGAUAAUAAGGUGCCAAAUAAAUGAAAAUGUCAUAUUG
Messenger RNA from Perca fluviatilis (European perch), 3313 nucleotides. It is a transcript of the gene aoc1, whose product is annotated as amine oxidase copper containing 1. Gene Ontology annotation, biological process: amine metabolic process; response to antibiotic. Bases 157 to 2385 code for a protein of 742 amino acids. Gene Ontology annotation, cellular component: plasma membrane. The record is from RefSeq and is a predicted model, not a curated record. Lineage: Eukaryota; Metazoa; Chordata; Actinopteri; Perciformes; Percidae. The transcript has 6 exons. Gene Ontology annotation, molecular function: copper ion binding; quinone binding; diamine oxidase activity.